Molecule: messenger RNA, 1229 nt
Organism: Monopterus albus (swamp eel)
Lineage: Eukaryota; Metazoa; Chordata; Actinopteri; Synbranchiformes; Synbranchidae
Gene: ccdc25
Product: coiled-coil domain containing 25
Exons: 8
Source: RefSeq, a predicted model, not a curated record
UAGCUCUGGAGCUUGACACGGUUAGCCAAUAACUUCCCGGGUCAAAUUGUAUACGUGAGAUCUGACAGCAGCAGUAUCAGUCUGCUUAGACCUGAUACUAUUUAGAUGCGUUCAUAAUUAGUUUGUUAGCGUUCAAGGUUCACUUACUAUUCAGAUUUUAGUGGCAAGUUAUAUUUAAUGAAAAUGGUGUUUUAUUUUACAAGUGCCGUGGUGGACCCUCCCUACACAAUAUACACGGGAAAGGACAAGUAUGAAAAUGAGGAUCUAAUCAAAUACGGUUGGCCUGAAGACAUCUGGUUUCAUGUGGACAAACUGUCUUCAGCUCAUGUAUAUUUGAGAUUGCCAAAGACACAUACAUACCUUGUGUUCAGUGGUGUACCGUGACACAUAUUGUGUUGUGUGCUGUCAGGCUGUAAGAUGAACAACAUCAGCGUGGUUUACACACCAUGGACCAACCUGAAGAAAACUGCAGACAUGGACAUAGGACAGAUUGGCUUCCAUAGACAGAAAGAGGUGAAGAUCGUGGCGGUGGAGAAGAAGAUCAAUGAGAUUGUAAACCGUCUGGAGAAAACCAAAGUAGAACGAUUCCCAGAUCUGGUGGCAGAGAAGGAGUCAAGAGACAGAGAAGAGAGGAAUGAGAAGAAAGCUCAACUCCAAGAACAGAAGAGGAAAGAGAAGGAAGAGCAGAAGAGGAAAAAGGAGAUGGAGGAACUCAGGAGCUAUACAACACUGAUGAAGAGUGAAAACAUGAUGACUAAUGAGGAUGGCUACGAUUCAGAUGACUUCAUGUAAGAGGUGUAGACCAGGCAGCAGGAGGCAAGCUGACCAACUCCUCCCCCUCCACUCAGAUCUGCUGUCAGGACACUACUCUGCUGCUUUGUGCUUUCUAUAGCUCUGCACUGGCACUGGGGAAUAAGACAAAUGGAUACCUUUUGCUUUUGGACACUGAGCAGACAGAAAGCCAGUUAGGGACAGCGCCUGGUCUGAUUCCACAUGCUGACUGGUUCAGACACUGCUGGCCUCUUCAUCACAGGAUGAUACUAAAGAAGAAGAACACGGGAGAACAGGAGCUGUGAGGGUCAUUCUGGGGAGAAACACUCAAAUAGCCAAACAGUGUUUGAUUGGAUUUUCUCUGCCAUAUGAACAGAUGUAUGAUAAUACUGGAGUCUGUAUGGGUGUUUCAGUGACUCUGCAAACAUGAAGUCUAUAAAACCUGCUUGCUUUCUUCA